AUCACGUGACCCAUGGUGCGAUCAGAACUAAGCGGGAAGGAUUUGUUUCUGAGAAAGAAACAACGAAAAUAAAAAAUCCGUGUGAUUAAAAUAAGAGUAUUUCUGUGACUCAUUCAGGGCAACUAGAGCUAACAUUUCUCUAUUAUUUGACUCUUGUCUUUGAUCUUUUUUUAAAUAUGAAAAGUAUUAAUAUAUGAAAGAUUCAAUACUAAAAUUUUAUUUCAUGGACUUUUAAUUAAUACACAGUUGGUGCCGGUACGCAAAGCCCCAAAGCCAGGCGUUUUCUUGCGUUCUUAACUGCAGAAACGCAUUCACCGGACAUCUACAACUGGUUAUUCCUCCUAUUAAAAAGUGGCAGGUCAAAUGAAGUCAAUUAAGGUGGGGGCAAGAGCCGCUGUUGAUGUGUGACUGACAUUCGAGGCACAAGUAGCAUUCGAUGAAGUUUCACUCACAAGGAGUUUGUGCUCAUUCUAUUUCUGUGUGUGCCAAGGAAAAACUUUCUGGAGAAAAAGACUCAAAUGGUGCUAUUUUACUAACAAGGCGCAAUGGCAGCUAAUACAAUUAGUGAAUACUGGAACUUUUUGCCUGCCUAUAUUCUCAGACCAAGACAUUCGAAACAUUCUACCGAAUCGUCCAGCUACUCCUGGGGCAGUUCUACCUUCUCUCUACGCACUGGGUCAUACUUCACUGAGACAGCGGUGCGACAAGAGACCAGAGGGGCUCCACCCCUCCCACCUCCAAGAAAAAUAAAUGCUGCUCAGCAGCUAGCACCGCGCAAGGCUAAAACCGGCACAGGCAAUUUGGUGAGCCUUAGAAAAAAGCUUCGUGUCAAAGAGUUGUCUCACUCUAGAGAUUCCAACUAUCAUCAAAUAAAACAAAGAGGUUUACUUUGUCAAAGGCGAGUUCUAGCCAUCUUUAGCGUGUUCACAUUUAGCGUUUCACUGUGCACAGUUUUACUGUUAGGGUUUCAGAUUUCUGUGUUGUUUAGAAAGCUACUACCUGAAGCUAUACAUCAACGGGAGGACGCAAUUACCAGACACUACAAUAGUUCGAAUGAAGACUAUCUUCCAACAAGCACAGUGACAGCAAGACAAAAGAGUAAAUUGCCAAAACAAAUUACUAAUACAUUGGUGAUAGGAUACGCAUAUUUCAAGUCUUUUUCAAGCUCGGAGAAUUGUUCUAUGGGGGAGAAAAAGCUAACUAUUGACUAUGUUAACCAAAGCCUUACUCAGCCAGGAUAUGUCUACAACAUGAAUGCUAAUGAGCAGGGACUGACCAUUAUUACUUCUGGAUAUUAUUACGUCUUUUCAAGUAUUUUAUUUUACAUAGAGAAAGAACCAUCAACAAAAGCAGAGCCGUGGAAACAUUUUAUCAAAAAAGGUUCGAAAGGAAUUCUUUCAACAAUGUCUGAGGCAUCCUACACUUGUGGCUUUAACUGUUCAAAAACGAAUCGAUCUAGUUAUCUAGCUGGACUUUUCCACCUGUGUCGUGACGAUGUCAUAAAGGUCCACGUGUGUGGUAUUAUGUCGAUGUACAAUCAUUUCAACUCUACAUACUUGGGUCUCUUUAGAACUUCAGAAACUCCGGACGCUAUGUGUUUCAAGUCGUAAUCCAGUGGUGCUGCAUGUAUAUAUGUAAACAUAUCUAUGUCUUUAAAAGUCUGAAAGGUAAACGUGGGACUUCAAAAUGAGAAACGUUUCUUUUAAGACAUUCCUGCCGCCUGUUAUAACAAUUGAGGAUAGCCAGGUGGGACUUUUGUACUUUUAAUCGUAGUUUCAAGGCUAGAAUUCAAUUAUUGAAAUGUUUGGUUUGAGAACAUUGUGAUGAUAUUUUAAAGUUAUAUGUAUUUAUAUAAAUAUAAAUUUCAUAGUAGGUUGAAGAGUGAAGUAAUUGUUUAUUUUUCAUAACUUAAAAUUAAAAUUAAAUUCUUUCCUAAAACUAAAUAGAAUUGCUAGAUUAACACUUGAAUGACGCUAAAAUUGUACUUUGGAAAGGUCAUUCCUUAUUAAAUAGCAGACUUUAAUCAUGCUGAGUGAAUUAACUUGUCAUUAAUUAAAAAAGAAACUAUUAUCAUAAAAGUUAAAAAAAUAUGUCAGCGAUUUUCAUUUCUCUAUCAAUUGUUACAUUUAAAGACGGCUGUAUGUACUAGUAACUUAAAUAUUUACUUCACACGCCUGGAGUUCAGAGUAACGCCUCAAACAAUAUUUACUUCCCACGCCUGGAGCUCGGAGUGACGCCUCAAACAAUAUUUACUUCACAUGCCUGAAACUCGGAGUGACGCCUCAAACAAUAUUUACUUCACACGCCUGGAGUUCUGAACGAAGCCUCAAACAAUAUUUACUUCACACGCCUGGAGCUCGGAGUGACGCCUCAAACAAUAUUUACUUCACAUUUUUGUACAAAAUGUCUUCAAGCCAGGCGUAUUCUAGGAAUAAGAACUAUUCGAAGUCAUUGGAGAUCCACGCCACACAUGGAGUCAUGCACGGAGUUAUUGAAUGAUACAUUUAGAAGCAUCCCUCUGAAGUUAUAUAUUAUAUUUUUCUUAAGACUGUCUCACGCGAAUGUUCCCUUGUCACCAACUCUUGAUAUUGCCUAGUCUUCCAUUGCUGUUUUUAUUUUUCACAAAUAAAAAAACAUUUAAAAAAAAAAAAUUAUAGUUUUGAUGGAAACAUGAGGAAGAGUAUUUAAUGUUGGUCAAAUAGAUAAGGAUGUUGUUUUAUCGUUGUAUGUUAAAGAGUAAUUACGGUUGGUUGAUGCUGUAGCCUGAGCAAGAAGAUUGGUUCUGCUGAAGUACAUGUAUGUACGUGCCUUUAAUUGACUGUAUGUAUUCAAGUAUGGACAUGGAGAUCUAAGUUUUAAUUCAAAGUCUUAUCUUUUUAGUUAAAGACUGAAGAAAUAGAGCUGCUAUGUAAAAAUAUAAAUAUCAAGGUAUUAAUAAACGUGAAAGCUGUACAAACAG
Biomphalaria glabrata is the source of this 2959-nucleotide messenger RNA. RefSeq lists its product as uncharacterized. The coding region runs from base 546 to 1610 and encodes 354 amino acids. The record is from RefSeq and is a predicted model, not a curated record. Gene Ontology annotation, cellular component: membrane. NCBI's taxonomy places the organism in Eukaryota, Metazoa, Mollusca, Gastropoda, Planorbidae. Gene Ontology annotation, molecular function: tumor necrosis factor receptor binding. Gene Ontology annotation, biological process: immune response. The transcript is spliced from 10 exons.